GGACAGCACAGGGAAAGGAUGUGUCUAUCUGUUAAUAACAAUAUUACAUGACCCCAGCAGGGGCCACACCUAGACAGAUAUGGAACUCGUGAAUGCCGUGUCGCAGCCGUCCCUCUGCCCUGAGGUCGCCCACAGCUGCUCGUCGGAGGCGGCUUCUCGCCAGCUCGCCACGUGCCUGCCACCACAAUUAGCGCACGUUGGAGCUCCUGGCUCCCCUUUCGUCAACUGCUGGAGCUGUGCUCUCCGUCACAUCGACACGGACUGUGGUGUUGCGGCGACGGGAUGGCGCCUACUUCAACUCUCUGGGAGCACGCCAGCGAAUCCGCUACGCCUGUCGCACCUGCUCUUCGCAAGACUGUCAGCAGAGGAGCUGAUGGAGAGACACCCAGGAAGCGCAGGAGCGCCCGCAUAGCCGCCAUCAGGACACGAGCUGUUUUACGUUCGCAAGCACAGACUGCUUUAGAAGCGUACACAGUGCUGCGAGCGAGAAGUAAAACUUGUGAGCAGCGCGAGGCGGGCAGCCACUGGCCACAGCCGGAGCCGCAGCCACAGCCGCAGGGGAC
This is a messenger RNA of Schistocerca piceifrons (Central American locust), 563 nucleotides long. RefSeq lists its product as uncharacterized. The record is from RefSeq and is a predicted model, not a curated record. The coding region runs from base 80 to 412 and encodes 110 amino acids. NCBI's taxonomy places the organism in Eukaryota, Metazoa, Arthropoda, Insecta, Orthoptera, Acrididae. The transcript has 5 exons.